Trichoderma reesei QM6a is the source of this 1146-nucleotide messenger RNA. RefSeq lists its product as uncharacterized. The record is from RefSeq and is a predicted model, not a curated record. The coding region runs from base 1 to 1146 and encodes 381 amino acids. Gene Ontology annotation, molecular function: oxidoreductase activity, acting on the CH-OH group of donors, NAD or NADP as acceptor. Lineage: Eukaryota; Fungi; Ascomycota; Sordariomycetes; Hypocreales; Hypocreaceae. The transcript is spliced from 4 exons.
AUGGGAUUCGCCACGCAUGACACUUCUUCCCAGAGACUCUUGAUCACUGGAGUCACGGGCUUCAUUGGCUUCAAAACCUUGCUCGUCGCUCUCGAAAGGGGAUACGCUGUUCGCGCCGUCGUCCGACAUGACCGACACAUCUCAGAGCUUGCGGCUAAGAGUCAACUCAUUUCCGAGGCACAUGAGCAAGAGACUCUGGACUUUGCCGUCAUUCCUGACUUUCUGGCCUGUGACAAGUGGCCCGGAGUUCUAGAGGGAAUCACGAGCAUCAUCCAUAUCGCAUCCCCGUUGGCGCGCGAGGUAGGCGCUCUCUUGUUCCCAUCGCUUGACCAUACAUACAUCUUUACAUGGCUCACACAGCACAAUCAGAGUGAAGACUAUGAGCAAGACAUUGUAAAGCCUGCCAUCUCCAUGGUAAACACUGUCCUCGAAGCAGCUGCCAGAGUCCCUUCUAUUCGGAGGGUCGUCAUCACCUCUUCUUGCGUCACAUUGAUCCCUUUUGAGUGGAACUUUACCCCCGACAGCGAGAGACUAUACACUGUGUCGGAUAUCAACUCCCACCCCAAGAAGCCCUACGGCAGCGCAAUGGAAGCCUACUGGGCUUCAAAAGCCUACGCAAGACUUGCGACACGAUCCUUUGUCGAAGCCAAGCAGCCACAGUUUGACUAUGUCCACCUGCUUCCCUCUGUCGUAUUCGGCCCUGACGACCGUAUCCCCCCAGAUGGCGCUGCUGAAGAACUCUUAAAGGACAGCCGGGCUGCAGUCAUUGCUCCGGCACUCGACGGCUCGACAAACUCCCCGUUUCCGUUUGUCGGCGUGCCUGUCCACGUUGCCGACGUGGCUCGCGCCCAUGUCGAUGCAGUAGACAGCACACGAAUCCCAGGAAACAGCGAGUACAUUACCAGCUCCGACACGCCUGAAGGCAUUGUCUGGGACAGAGAUGCGGCAGCUGUGGCCAGAAAAUACUUUCCGGAAGAGGUCGAAAGCAAGGUGCUACCGCUUCAAGGGACAUUGCCGUGUAUCAAGUUUCGACUGGACGGCGCCAGCACUGAGAAGGCGUUUGGGUGGAAGUUUACGAGCUUUGAGCAGACGAUGAGGGAGCUGCUUGAACAGUAUCUGAGGCUCAAACGCAAUGCCACAGCAUAG